AUGGCCACAACCAACGGCCACCCAGCAACACCACCACCUACAACCGCGUCUGUCUCCAUUCCCGACCCAAAACCCACCACAACGACAACUCUCGACGACAGCGCUCCCAUAUCCUCAACACAAGACGAUGGUCUCUCCCGCCGUCCCCGCGACGCCCGCCUAAUUCACCUAAUCCUCCACGCCCAAGGUCUCCACUCCUACCAAGAACGCGUUCCCCUCCAACUCCUCGACUUCGCCUACCGCUACACCUCCGGCGUACUCUCCGACAGUCUCCGCCUCGCAUCAGAAGGAUACGCCAACACAAACGAAAGCCGCAACAAAAAAGGCGCUGGCGCAGGUGACGAGGGUAACAUCACUGUCACAGCGCUUCGACAAGCAAUCGCCAGUAGAAUGAGCUAUACGUUCGCGGGCGCGUUGCCGAAGGAGUUCAUGAUGAAUGAGGCGGCGGAGAGGAAUCGGGUGGCGCUGCCGAAGAUUGAGAGGGGUUUUGGCAUGCAGUUGCCGCCGGAGAAGUAUUGUUUGACGGGAGUUGGGUGGGGGUUGAGGGAGGAGUGGAGUGAUGAGGAGGAUGUGCCGAUCCAGCAGGAUGGGGUGAGGGCGGAGGAGAGGGAGGAUGAGAAGAUGGGGGGUGUUGAUGGGGUGGAGGAUGAGGAUGAGGAGGGAGCGGGGAGGAUGGAGGAUGUGUUUGGGGAGGGGGACACGAAUAUGACGCAGGAUUGA
Fulvia fulva is the source of this 720-nucleotide messenger RNA. Its product is annotated as Transcription initiation factor TFIID subunit 9. The transcript has a single exon. Gene Ontology annotation, biological process: RNA polymerase II preinitiation complex assembly; DNA-templated transcription initiation. Bases 1 to 720 code for a protein of 239 amino acids. Lineage: Eukaryota; Fungi; Ascomycota; Dothideomycetes; Mycosphaerellales; Mycosphaerellaceae. Gene Ontology annotation, molecular function: transcription coactivator activity; RNA polymerase II general transcription initiation factor activity; protein heterodimerization activity. The record is from RefSeq and is a predicted model, not a curated record. Gene Ontology annotation, cellular component: transcription factor TFIID complex; SAGA complex.